CCUGCUACGUCAGAGGCUCAACCACCAUACUUUCUUCCACCAACUCUUUCCUCUCUGUACUGGAGUUGACUCUUUCCUCUCUGUCGUGUGUGAAAAUGGCGGCAGCAGCAGGAGAAGAAGUGAAAGUGCCCAGAAUCAAGCUGGGUUCGCAGGGGCUUGAAGUUUCAGCUCAGGGGCUGGGCUGUAUGGGCAUGUCAGCCUUCUAUGGCCCGCCCAAGCCCGAGCCCGACAUGAUCAAGCUCAUCCACUAUGCUAUUGACCGAGGCAUCACCCAUUUCGACACCGCCGAGAUGUACGGGCCGUACACCAACGAAAUACUCGUCGGCAAGGCUUUGAAGGGAGGGAUACAAGAGAAAGUGGAGAUAGCAACAAAAUUUGGGGUCAGAUUUGUGGAUGGAAAGCGGGAGGUUUGUGGUGAUCCAGCUUAUGUAAGGGCUGCAUGUGAGGGAAGCUUGAAACGACUUGGUGUUGACUGCAUUGAUCUCUACUAUCAACAUCGGAUUGAUACACGUCUUCCCAUUGAAAUCACGGUUUGCUCCAGUUUUCUUUUGUGUUUUAAAUAUUCAUUCUUAUGCUUGAUGAAUUGAAACUUUGCAUAUAAG
Coffea eugenioides is the source of this 602-nucleotide messenger RNA. Its product is annotated as IN2-2 protein-like. Lineage: Eukaryota; Viridiplantae; Streptophyta; Magnoliopsida; Gentianales; Rubiaceae. The transcript is spliced from 2 exons. Bases 96 to 587 code for a protein of 163 amino acids. Gene Ontology annotation, cellular component: cytoplasm. The record is from RefSeq and is a predicted model, not a curated record.